Portunus trituberculatus (swimming crab) is the source of this 1500-nucleotide messenger RNA. RefSeq names its product SCAN domain-containing protein 3-like. NCBI's taxonomy places the organism in Eukaryota, Metazoa, Arthropoda, Malacostraca, Decapoda, Portunidae. The record is from RefSeq and is a predicted model, not a curated record. The transcript is spliced from 2 exons. The coding region runs from base 1 to 1500 and encodes 499 amino acids.
AUGCAACACAGUGAGCAUAAAAAUAAGUCAAAGGAGUUCUUUGAAGCAACUCGAGCUGAACUCAAAAAGCAACAACGCUCCUUCGAUAGCAUUAUGGUCCAUCAAGAAAAGGAAGAGAAGUCCCUUCUAAUGACAUCAAUGGAAAUAGCACAUAUACUUAUGAAAAAUAAGAAACCUUUCACUUUAGCUGAGACAGUCAUUCUUCCAUGCUUAGAAAUAGCUGCCCAGCAUCUUCAUGGAGGCAAGAAACCACGUGAUAAGGUUCGGAGUAUUCCACUUUCAGACUCCUCAAUGAAACGUCGAUCUGUGGCAGUCGCUGAAGAUUUGAAGGAUCAGCUACUUACAAGGCUCAGGGCAGCACCCUGGUUUGGUUUGCAGUUCGAUGAAACCACUGACAUUGUAAAUGUUGCUCAACUUUUAGCUUACUGCCGCUUUCCUGACAGUCAGUCCAAGAAAAUUGUAGAACAUUUCCUAUUUUGUUUACCACUAGGUGUGCAGACAACAGCAGAGGAAAUAUUCACCAAGAUAAAUGAGUUUAUGGUCAAGAAUAAUCUGAGCUGGAAAAAAUGUGCUUGUGUUACCACAGAUGGGGCUGCAGCAAUGGUUGGAAGUAAGAAAGGUGUUGUUAAGAAAAUUAAGGAUGUUGCUCCCAGCUGCUGUUCUAUUCACUGUAUAAUACAUCGGGAGGCAUUGGCUGCCAAGAAUUUACUGUCAAAUGUGGGGAAAAGUGAUUUUGACGAAAUCAUCAGUGAUGUGGUAAAGAUAGUGAAUAAUAUCCGUGCAAAAGCAAAAAAGAGUCGCAUGUUUGAACAGCUUUGCAAGGAAAUGGAUGCAGAAUUUUCUAAGCUCCUACUUCAUGCAGAAGUUCGUUGGCUGUCUUGUGGCAAAGUGUUGAACAGAUUUCUAACACUAAGAGAAGAAGUGUGUGUAUUUCUGACAGAAGAAGAAGACGAAAGGGCUGUCAAGCUCCAGGACAACUACUGGAUUGCCAGAUUAUCAUACAUGGCUUCUAUCUUUGAGAAACUGAAUCAAUUAAACCUAUCCCUUCAAGGCUUUGGUGGGGAUAUUUUUGAUGUCACUGGCAAGAUUGAAGCUUUCAAGUUAAAGAUUGGGUUAUGGAAAAGAAAAGUUGAAACUAAGGACUUCGCUAAUACCAGAUUAGCCAAUCUGGAAUCAUUGACACCUACUUUGCUAGAACUGUCCACUGAUUUUGCACAGAAGUCAUCAUUCCAUGAAUUCUCCUACUAUGGAGAUUUCUGGUGCUCACUUUUAGGAAUUCCAGAGUACCAAGAACUUGCACGAAUGGCCAUGACUUAUCUAGUGCGGAUGCCAACAACAUAUCUGGCAGAGAAAGGCUUCUCUAAUCUGGUGGAUAUUAAAACAAAAAAGCGAAACCAGUUACAAGAUGUGGAUUCUCUGAUGAGGGGGGCACUGGAAAGUGAAAUAAAACCUCGCUUUGAAAAGAUUGUUGGAACAAUGCAGCAGCAACCCAGCCACUGA